This is a messenger RNA of Psylliodes chrysocephalus, 366 nucleotides long. The record is from the annotation of a GenBank genome assembly. Lineage: Eukaryota; Metazoa; Arthropoda; Insecta; Coleoptera; Chrysomelidae.
AUGAUUCCUUCUGUAAGGAUAUAUUUAAAAACUUAUCAAAAUAUAACUUUUUUAAGCACCCUGUAUUUUUUCCUGUUGGACAAUAAACAAUUUUUUAUUAUUAUUAUUAUUAUUGUGUUAGAUCAUUUGUUAAUGAAAUUACCAUUAGCAUAUGAAACUUUAGCUGCCAAUUUGAAAUCUUCACUUCCAUCAAUUUCAACAAUUCAAAAGUAUAUACAAAAAUUUCCAUUGUUUAUUGAGUCAGAUAUGCCUAUGAAAGAGUUAAGAGAAUAUCUCCAAAAUUAUAAUUUGCCAUUAUAUGUUUGGAUUAGCAAAGAUGGAACCAGAAUUACAAAGUUCAAUACAAUAAAGAAAAUUACAGCAUAG